UCAAACUUGCGUCAGGCAUCGUCGUGACUUUCCAUUGCGAUGUUUUUAUCCCAGAGCAAAGCCACGUGGAACGUGUUACAUGAGGAACACCUGAACAUCUGUAAAGCGCUCAAGUGAGGAAAACCAUUUUUUUUAAUCGACAGUUACGCAUCGGUGUGUUUUAGUGGUCAAACUUGAGGCAGCGGGCGCUGGGCUCCUGCGUCAGACUUUACGCACGGUGCGCUCCGUGUGACUGGAAGCUCUCCGUGAUUUCGCAUCUCCGUGCGCUCAGAGAUGCUGCAUGCGGAGCAUCUUGAAUGAAGAUAACCUGCCGUGCGUUCACGUAGGAUUCAUGUUUUUACCAGGAGUCGCAAUAAGAAGUUAUUCACAGCGCAAACAAGAUUGAAGAAAAGCACAAUUCCCUCUUGGCAACGCUUUCUCAGCUUCUGCUCAACCAAUUCUCCCCCAAAAGAGCUGGCCUUUCUCAGCCACUAUGCCAAAGAAUACCAAGGUGACUCAGCUGCAGCACAGCAAUGAACCAGUCACCGAGUCUGUGGCCGACCUGCUGUCCCUGGAGCAGCCCAUGGACUAUAAGAGCAGUCAGAUGAGUAUGGGUCUUAGUCCUGGAUCUAUUGCCCCAGGAAAAUCCUUGCUGCCUGAUCCAGAUGCUGAAGACGGGCGGCCGGCAUGGAACAAUAAGUUGGAGUACAUCUUAGCCCAGGUGGGCUUCUCUGUGGGUCUGGGUAACGUCUGGAGGUUUCCGUACCUGUGCCAGAAAAACGGUGGAGGUGCAUACCUUGUCCCAUACUUCAUCCUUCUACUUCUCAUUGGAAUCCCUUUGUUUUUCCUGGAACUGGCGGUGGGUCAAAGGAUCAGGCGUGGCAGCAUUGGAGUGUGGAACUAUGUGUACCCACAGCUUGGAGGCAUUGGUGUUUCUAGUUUGAUGGUUUGUGGUUUUGUCGGCCUCUAUUACAAUGUGAUUAUUGGCUGGAGCAUCUUCUAUUUCUUCCAGUCGUUUCAGUAUCCGUUGCCUUGGGCUGAAUGUCCCAUUCAGAGAAAUGGAAGUCAAGUCAUUGUGGAGCCAGAGUGUGAGAAGAGCUCAGCCACCACUUAUUUCUGGUAUCGGCAGGCUCUUAACAUCACCAGCACCAUCAAUGACACUGGUGGUCUGAACUGGAAGAUGACUUUGUCCCUGCUGGUGGCUUGGAUCUUGGUCUGCCUGGCAGUCAUUAAGGGUAUCCAGUCCUCUGGGAAGGUGAUGUACUUCAGCUCCCUCUUCCCAUAUGUUGUGCUCUUCUGUUUCCUGGUGCGGGGUUUGAUGAUGAAGGGAGCCGUCGACGGCAUCGCUCACAUGUUCACCCCUAAACUUGAAAAGAUGUUGGAACCCCAGGUGUGGAGAGAAGCAGCUACUCAGGUUUUCUUUGCACUUGGCCUGGGCUUUGGAGGCGUUAUUGCUUUCUCCAGCUACAACAAACGAGACAACAAUUGCCAUUUUGACGCGGCGCUGGUUUCUAUCAUCAAUUUCCUAACCUCCAUCUUGGCCACAUUGGUGGUGUUUGCCGUGUUGGGGUUUAAAGCUAAUGUCAUGAACGAGAAGUGUGUUGUUGAGAAUGCUGAGAAGAUCCUGAGUUACUUAAACACAGGCGUGCUGAGCAAAGAACUCGUUCCUCCUCACAUCAACUUCUCUCACCUGUCUGCUCAGGACUACUCAGAAAUGUACGGUGUCAUCAAAACUGUAAAGGAAGACAGCUUUGGUCAACUUGGUCUGGACCCCUGCAUCUUGGAAGAUGAACUUAACAAGGCAGUUCAGGGUACUGGUUUGGCCUUCAUCGCUUUCACAGAGGCAAUGACUCACUUUCCUGCUAGUCCAUUUUGGUCAGUCAUGUUCUUCUUUAUGCUCAUCAACUUGGGCCUGGGAAGCAUGAUUGGAACCAUGACCGGCAUCACCACACCAAUCCUGGACGCCUUCAAGAUCCGCAAGGAGAUCCUGUGCGUGGUUUGCUGUAUCAUAGCUUUUCUGCUGGGCCUACUGUUUGUCCAACGCUCAGGCAACUAUUUUGUCACCAUGUUUGAUGACUACUCUGCUGGUCUACCUCUCACUGUGGUGGUGAUCUUGGAGAACAUCUCCGUGGCCUGGAUCUAUGGCACGAAGAGGUUCAUGCAGGACCUGGAGGAUAUGCUUGGUUUCAGGCCAUACGCCUUCUACUACUAUAUGUGGAGAUAUGUGUCUCCUGCCAUCUUGGUGGUGCUCAUCAUUUCCACAGUCAUUGAGAUGGCCGUCAGUCCUGCAGGAUACAAUGCUUGGGUGGAAUCUGAGGGCUCUGAGCAGUUCCAUAGCUACCCCCCCUGGGCUUUGGCAAUGGCCUACGCUCUCAUUGUGGUUGCCAUGCUGCCUUUACCCAUAAUCUACAUUGUCCGCCAGUUUAACCUAGUCUCUGAUGGCUCCAAUAAGCUGUCUGUCUCCUACCGUAAAGGUAUGAUGAAGGACAUCUCCAACUUGGAGGAGCAGGAUGAACAGCGCUUCAUUCUCAGCAAGAACCCAAGCGAAGCUCCCUCCCCCAUGCCCCCUCACCGGGCUUAUCUGGGGCCCGGUGGCACCCAGGAGAUGACCAAUACCAAUUAUGGCACCAGCACCAAGACAGGCUACCAGAACAUUGGCUCACCAGAGUCUGAGCUAUGAUUUUCCAAGCUCACAGAUCCAGUAAUCCUGGAGACAAACAAGCAAAGGAGAUCAUGAGGGAAAGAAAAUUAACUUGCAUCAAUAAUUCAACCCUUACCCCAAAGUAAAAUCCAUGAAUAGCUUGUUAAUGUUUUUUUCCAUCUUGGCUUCUUUAGAACCCUUACUGUUGCUUGUCAGUAAAUUCCCCCUGUGAGGAUGAAAAAUUGGGAUGAAAACAAUAGUUUUCAUUGAGCAAGAAAGGAAGAAGGAUGGAAGCAAAACAAAAAUGAAAGAGACAAUUGUUAGAAGUGGAGUUGAAUGGAAGAAGACAGGAUUAUUGAAAAGCCAUCCUUUUCUUUUUUAUAGAAACCUUUCUCAUCUGGAAAACAAAAUACUUAUCAAUCCAUCCAUAACAGUGUGUAGAAAUUGGGUUUUGAUAGUAUUACAAGCACAUUGUAUCUUCACAUUUAUUGUGCCUAUCAUGCAUCAGCAAUAAUAAGCACUGUCAGGGUCCUGACACGACUUGGAUCUCCUUCUAUUGCUAAUUUCCCACAAAUGUAUGAUAAUGUAAAUAGGUGUUUUGUGCAAUGUUUCCACACAUCCCAUGAGUUGCGCACACACACAUCGCAAUAGGCAAAAACAAGAGGCAGCUUGGUCACUCAUCAUUCCACGAAACACAAGCACAGCCAUCGUUAAAGCAUCUCUGAGCCUUAACAUAGAGCAGCACUUUUGUGUUUCAUAGUCAUUGUCUUCAAUAAGCAAAGCUCUGGUCUGCUGUUCAGGGUGCUGGAGGCCAAGAUAAAGCUGUGUCUUUUUAUCCAAGUCCUUUAAUAAUUACCCUAAAUAACAGAUACACAAGCGGAAACUGCAGACAGGCUUUUCUUUGAUUAGAAAAGAGCUUCAUGCUUGUUUGUGAUAGGUAGGCAGGUGGAGAAAAAAAGUGAGAGCUAUGUCUUUGUGUGCACACAGAUUUAGACACAAGUGUGAUGUCUGCAGCUGAUCAAGAACUCCUCGAAAUCCUACUAGUUUAAAAAUAGAGCUGUGGUACCCAGGGGAAGCUGUUGCAAUACACCAUGCAAACAUACUCAAGCUGUCUGAUGUGAAGGAUGAGCAGAGGAACAGUCACCAUGCUUCUAGAGGUUUCCCCUGCAUGGUAACUUAUGCCCAACAAUAAUGUAACCCUGCAUUGAUGCAAAAGCUCAGUCCUAUUCUGCAGGAGGAUAGUUUACAAAAUUCUAAAGCUGUGUCCAUUUCAUUGAAUAUUUUUCAAAAACACUACAUAAUACACCUCAGUGUUUUUUGUGAUCCAAAAAGAGGAGGUAAAAAAACAUUUUUACCCACUCUUUAAUAUGUAAUAAUGUCUUACAAGGUCAGUGUGGGGAGGUUAAUGUAUAAACGUACCAUGUAAAUGUUUCAAACAGUGGUGAUACAUGGUUUGGACCACUAGAUGUCUCUGCUGGCCAGCAGAGAAGCCUGAGACAUUCUCUUUGUACUUGUGCCCCCUCCCUGAGAAGCACCAAUGCUUAAGACUGAACAAAUGUAGUUGAACAAUCAGUCACAUUCUCAUGUGCCUGAGCCGCCUCCUUGUUGUCUGUUGGCCUUAUGCUCCUGUCAGUGUAUUAGUUUUCUUCAUUAAGUGAAUAUUGGACCAAUGUUUCUACUUAUUCUCAUGAGCACUUUAAUUAGAUAGACCCUGGAGUUUUUAAGCAGAAAUUCAGAAAAAGGAUUUUAGAGAAUAUUUAUAUAUAAAAAUCAAAUGUCCUUUUUUUGGUUUGAUCUCAAAUUUGUGAAGCAUCUCUGGAAAAAUAUGUCGUGUGGACCAGGGCCUUUUCUUGAACUGUUAACCUUCUUUUAGUUAAAAGAAAGUUGGCUUCUGUUUCCGGCAUUAAGCCUUCUGAAGUGGAUUUCUGGAUUAUAUGCACAUUUUGAUCAUUGUUAUUCACUUUUUAUCAGGGAAUUUUGAGGCACAAGCAGAGGACAGAGGGCUUUAAUUUCCGUUGAAAUAAUUGAUUCUUCCAGUAGCUGUUCUAUUGUAUCAGACAGAUUGCAACUCUGAGAAGGUUAAAACCUGAGAGCCGUGUUGUACUUCCUAUGAAUGUGGUUAAAACUUAUGGGAGAAAUUCUGCUAACACUGGCAAGUUCAUACAGGACAAUGCAUGAUGUGGAUUGGGGACCACUCCUGCAGUUUAAGCUCCAAGUUAAACCUGCAAGAAUACGUCUAUAAGAAGCUUCUUUAGUUACGUCUAAAAAAUGUGUCCAAAUAAUGUAGUAGUAGUAUAGGUAGUUCAUCCGUAAACUAUACAGUAAGGUAAAGACUGCCUUUAAGGAAAAAUAUCUCAGUUCCUUUGCCUGUAUGACCCAGUUCAAAGUGAUAAUUAAUUGAACAGAUUUUUGUUUAUAGUUUUCAGUUUAUAGAUUUAGGUUCACAUAUGGGCUGUAACUCCCACCCUAUGGUCCAGCAAUACCUUUCUCCGCAUGUUAGCUGACAGUCAUCCCCAAUGGAUGUUUUGACAGAAUGUGAUCUAUAAGUGAAACUCCUGCCACAAAAAUAUACACUUAUAUCCUACAAGCCAGCCAUAUGUCGAUUUCAAAGGUUUUUAGAGGAACAAUGAAGAUUUAAAAAAUAGAAUUGACAACACUUAAAACAGAACCUUACAUAAAACCACAAAAUAAACCUUAGUGUUUCUUCUUUUCAAGAUAACUGUUUACUGUUUACAGUUCAUAACUCAUCGUUAUAUGUUGAUGUUCAUACAUCUGUGAGAUAGACAUGCACAUGGAAAGGCAGACAGAUCUUAUGUGAUAAUAUUCAAGGCACAAAAAGCUUAGCUGAAGGCAUUGAUCUUCCUUCCAAAAAGCUGAAGCUAUAGCACGUUUUACGGAAGCACAGGCCUGCCAGCUUCAUAGAGGAAUAAACUGUACACUGAAAUGCACUGCCAUCUUCAAAUAAAGUAGACUUUAGCCACAAAUGUCAGGAGAGCACAAUCACAACGUGUUUACAGUGUUUUUGGACAUGCUAACCUCCUUUAUCAUACUGCAUUCAGCUGUUAGAUACCAAGGCACAGUCAAUCUCAGUGCUCACAUUUAAAUACGUUUCUGAACAAAGUGUAAAAGCUCAAAAGCAGAGAAAUGUCUUCUCAGACUGUGAAAAGUGAAUAUUCAUGGUAUCGAAAAUGAAAGACUCCAACUCCAGGGUCUUUUUGUUGUAUCCAUGUGUCCAGUGUGUUGCGAGCAAUUUCCUCAAGUGAUUUCAGUUUGGUAACUGAGACAAACUUGAUAAAAGUGGUUUAAAAGUACAUUUAUGGAAUAGUCUUUAUGUGACAAACUAUAGUUAUAUUUAUAGUAUUUAAAUUAUGUAUUUAAACUGUAAAUAUUGAUGUACAUUCAGAUAAAUUCACACUGAGUAUCUAUAGUAAAAGUCACAGGGUGUAUACUUGAGCUGUAAAUAAUAAUUGUAUAUUUUUAGAUAUUUUUGAUUUUUGUACUGUCUGCAAUGUUACUUUGGUGUCUGUUGGUUUCUAGUGUUUGUGUGUGGUUGUCCUCAAUAAAAACAGCUGUGUGCCUGUAUGUGGAUGUGUGUGGGUGUGUGUGUGCAGGUGUGCAUGUGUGUGUUGUAGAUUUUCGGUGUUUUACCAUGUGUUUUUCUCCUUUCAGUGUUGUGUGCUGCUGAUAUAAACCAGAACAGGAAGUCAAAUUUUGUUGCAGUAAACUGGGACCACUGAUAUGUAACGCAAUUUUUUUCUCUGUUUCUCACUGAAUGUGUAAUGUCUGAUAGGUACCAAACUAGAAACACAAUCAGAAUCAAACUGGAUGAAACAUUAACUGUAAUGUGUGGGUGAACAAGGUGAUGAACUGUACAAAAUGAGAAAAAGUUAAAGAUCAAUUAAAAUACUCACUUUUAUUCAA
Molecule: messenger RNA, 6541 nt
Organism: Oryzias latipes (Japanese medaka)
Lineage: Eukaryota; Metazoa; Chordata; Actinopteri; Beloniformes; Adrianichthyidae
Gene: slc6a17
Product: solute carrier family 6 member 17
Biological process (GO): L-leucine transport; alanine transport; proline transport
Cellular component (GO): plasma membrane; synaptic vesicle
Source: RefSeq, a predicted model, not a curated record